AUGAUCCCCGGACUGAUCCCCAAAGCGAAGAAGAUUCCCAAACCGAUCACCAAAGCAGCAGCGAUGAAGAAGAAGAAUAUGAGAGAUGACCAGAAUCCUGACGAGGAAAACGUUAGUGAUCUAUUUGAUGAAGUGGAGAGCCCAAUGAUACUGCCACCAGCGUUGAAUUUGCCUGGUCCGGAAUUUGUGGCAUUUAUGUGAAGGAGCAAAAGGAACUUUUCGCACGCCCCUAUUACACGUUCCCUGAAGUCUUUUGUGAGAAGGUCAGGGACAUGCCUGUCACAGACAUCAUCGAACAUCGCAUUCCCACCCUCAGUACGGC
Molecule: messenger RNA, 322 nt
Organism: Pseudogymnoascus destructans
Lineage: Eukaryota; Fungi; Ascomycota; Leotiomycetes; Thelebolales; Thelebolaceae
Exons: 2
Coding region: 1-201 (66 amino acids)
Source: RefSeq, a predicted model, not a curated record